Staurois parvus is the source of this 337-nucleotide messenger RNA. Lineage: Eukaryota; Metazoa; Chordata; Amphibia; Anura; Ranidae. The record is from the annotation of a GenBank genome assembly.
UAGGGUGACAGUAUGUAAAAAAAUAAAUAAAUAAUAAAAUAAAUAAUAAUAUAAAAAAAAAAAUUUUGGCCAAGAUUUAUGAUGAAAUAUUAUUUAUUUGCAAAAUUUUUUUUUUCAAAAUUUUUGGACAUUUUCAUUUACGUAGCAAAACAAAUAAAAAUCCCAGCGGUGAAUAAAUACCACCAAAAUAAAGUUUUAUCUGUCUCAAAAAAAUGGUAACAAAUUCAUAUGGGUACAGUGUUGCAUGACCACGCAAUUAUCAUUCAAAGUGUGAUAGCACUGAAAUCUGAAAAUUGCCCUGGUCAGGAAGGGGGUAAAAGUGUCCGGACUGGAAGUG